UCUUUUCUAUAAUUCAAAACAAAAAACAAAAAUUAUCUUUAGAUAUCUAACUUCAUAUGAUGUACAUUCAUCACCAUGGAUGAACCUCUUCUCUCUGGGAAACAAGAAAUAGUAGAAGAAAAGCCUACCAGACCCUCCUCUCAACAGCAAUUACCAGCACAAAAUAAUCAUGAAGAUUCUGAUUUAAACCUCUUAGCCAACUUGAGCAACAAAAUGAAGAUGGGCGCUCGGCGCUGUGAUUCUCUUCCAAAAUAUUUGCUUGGCAUAAGGCAAAAUAAUGCUGAGGUGAAUCUUCCUGAACCACAAGCAUCAUCUCCUAGAAUCGUCCCUUUAGCAUUUAUCGGUGUCAUUUUAUAUGUCAUAAUUGUAGUUACAAUAUUCAUGACAAGUGGGAGUUUUAAAGGUAACACUACAUUCAAGCCAGUAGACGCCUUGUACUUCACUGUGGUGACGCUUUGCACGGUUGGUUAUGGUGACAUUGUACCAGACUCCACUUUUACUAAACUGUUCACAUGUGUUUUCAUUAUAGUCGGUUUUGUAAUCUUUGAAUUUUUGCUCAAUUCGUUCGUAACACACAUUUGUAACAAACAAGAGGAAGUGUUGUUGAGUAGCGUGGAUGAGAAUAAGUACAAGAAUUUGUUUCAUACAUAUAUGAUAGAUACUAAAAAGGGAAGAGUGAGGAUAAGAACUAAAGUGGGGUUGGCUUCUGGGGUUGUGAUUGGAUGUAUUGCUGUAGGAACAAUUACAGUGCAUUUCUUAGAGGGUAUGAGUUGGGUUGAUGGUUUUUAUUUCUCAAUUACAUCAGUGACAACAGUUGGUUAUGGGGAUUAUGCUUUCACAACAAUUAAAGGAAGGUGUUUUGCAAUUAUUUGGCUAUUGGUAAGCACAUUAGCUGUUGCCAAGGCAUUCUUAUACCUUACCGAGCUCAGGAUCGAAAGGAGGAAUCGCAGAUUUGCACAAUGGAUUCUUCAUAAGAAGAUCUCUGCCAGGGAUUUGGUUGCUGCAGACCUCGAUCAUGACGGUACUAUCAGUAAAGCCGAAUUCAUCAUAUACAAGCUCAAGCUGAUGAGAAGGAUAACACAGAGAGAGACCCUGCAGAUUGCCAAAGAAUUUGAUUUACAGGACACUAGACAUUUUGGCAAACUUACUCUGAAUGACAUCCUGAAUAUGGAAGCUGAAUGACUCAAAUAUGGUUUUCCUAAUGGAAAUCAAAGAUGAUGACUUUCAGGAUAUUGCUUAAGCAAUAGCCUUCCUAAGGCCUCUCCAGCUUGUACAGAAGCAAUGUGAGAGUUCACAAUCAUUCUUCAUCAAAAAUAUUGUAAGGGACUUCAAAUAUAUUUUUUCAGAAAUGCGGUCAAAUGGUUAUGCUAAUUGGGGCUAUUCUUUUGUAAAUGCUUUCAAAUACGUAGGGAUGCUUGGGUAUCUCAUUUCAUUUUUACCCUUUGCAAUUCAUUCUUAGCUGGAGAAGUUAGCUUUUUAUUUCAUCCUAAAGAAUGUAUACCCUGUAUCAUUGUUACCCCCUGCAAAUUGUACUUUUUUGUAGAAGAAAAACCAAUUGUGUUAAAACUAGAAAGACAAAAAGUACAAAAGGGGCAGCUGCAUACCCAUGGAAACCCCUACAUAUCAAUGGUACAGUGAAUCAAUAAUCUAGUCAAGUUUCAUAUCUUUUCAUCUCC
Molecule: messenger RNA, 1676 nt
Organism: Quercus lobata
Lineage: Eukaryota; Viridiplantae; Streptophyta; Magnoliopsida; Fagales; Fagaceae
Product: two-pore potassium channel 3-like
Exons: 2
Coding region: 76-1182 (368 amino acids)
Biological process (GO): stabilization of membrane potential; potassium ion transmembrane transport
Cellular component (GO): plant-type vacuole membrane; plasma membrane
Molecular function (GO): outward rectifier potassium channel activity; potassium ion leak channel activity
Source: RefSeq, a predicted model, not a curated record